Archocentrus centrarchus (flier cichlid) is the source of this 1138-nucleotide messenger RNA. RefSeq names its product P2Y purinoceptor 1-like. The record is from RefSeq and is a predicted model, not a curated record. Gene Ontology annotation, biological process: G protein-coupled receptor signaling pathway. Bases 102 to 1115 code for a protein of 337 amino acids. Gene Ontology annotation, cellular component: membrane. NCBI's taxonomy places the organism in Eukaryota, Metazoa, Chordata, Actinopteri, Cichliformes, Cichlidae. The transcript has a single exon. Gene Ontology annotation, molecular function: neuropeptide receptor activity.
AGUGGAGAUCAUUGCUCUGGGCAAGCCGAUCACUGUCUGCCGUUUUGGUUUUGUGGGAGAUUUCAUUUUGUAUGACAAAGAGGUUUAAAUCAAACUGAGAGAUGUCUGCAAACGGCACACAAAGAGCUUGCGAGGGCAUCAACCUGAAUUUUACGCACAGCUUCCUGCCGCCCGUUUUUAUCACCGUGUUCAUUGUCGGGACAGUGUCUAACAUCUGUGGACUGAGAAGCGUGUGCGUGAGCUGGAAGAAAAAUGGAAACAUCAACAUCUUCAUGUUCAACCUCGGGGUGGCGGACCUGCUGUAUCUCUUCACUCUGCCGUUCCUCGUCUACUAUUAUACGCGUGAGAGCAACUGGCAGUUUGGACAGCCUUUCUGCAAGGUGACCCGCUUCUGCUUCAACCUCAACCUUUACGGCAGCAUCGGUUUCCUUACCUGCAUCAGCAUCUAUAGGUACCUGGGCAUUGUGCAUCCGAUGAAAGUGAUGGGGAAAAUCACCAGCCGCCACUCUCUGGCCAUCAGCGCCCUGGUCUGGCUUUUGGUCAUUAUUCAGAUCACUCCUGAUAUGUUCUUUCGCAAGAAUGAUGAACAAAAACCAAACUCAUGUUUUGACACCACCUCAACCAACCUGACCAGAUAUUACCUGCCAUACAGCAUUGGCUGGACUGUCACAGGGUUUGUCCUGCCUUUGGUCAUCAUUUUGGUCUGUUAUGGACACAUUGUGGUGGUUCUGUCAAAGAAUAACAACGUUAACCCUCUGUUGAAGCAGCGGUGUUUGAAACUGGUCGUGAUUCUGGUCAUACUGUUCUCUGUUUGCUUUAUUCCCUACCAUGUAUUUCGAAACUUGAAUCUGACAACCAGGAUUUUGAAACAAGAUGGGGUUUGUCACCACCUCUUUGACGACAUCUACAUUGCGCACCAGAUCGGCAGAUGCCUGGCUUGUCUAAACAGCGCAAUAAACCCGCUGAUUUAUAUAGUUGGAAAUGAUGAUUUUCUCACUAAGUUUCAACAUUUCAGUAAUCGGACCAGGAUGUCUUUGGCCGGACUCAAAGGUGCAAUUAUUUACCGCAGACCCUUGGAAAUGGACGCAGAUUCACCUGCGUCAGCGUCGACAUGAGAGGAUAGCACGCACAAUGUUAC